GUGCAAGCAUCCGCCUCUUCCACUGACUGACUGAUCAACUUCAAAACAGCCUUUUCUAAGCGUGACCCUCUUAGAAAGUGAGGUGGUUAGAUUGAACGUUGUUGGCCUUUUGAAAUCGUACAAAUAUGCUGUCGUUGACGUUGAGGCAAAUCGCACGGCCAUUGUGCCUGCGUGCCCCGGUGGCCCUGAGCAGCGUUGGGGCGAGGAGGAGCCAGCAUGCGGCUACCCGUAGUGUGGAACAGGAGGCCCCGUGGACUGGGCAGGACAGUCUGGCCCAGGACGACCCGGAGAUGUGGAACUUGCUGCGGAAAGAGAAGGACAGGCAGUGUCGGGGACUGGAGCUCAUUGCCUCUGAGAACUUCUGCAGUCGGGCUGCGCUGGAGGCCCAAGGAUCCUGCCUCAAUAACAAGUACUCAGAGGGCUACCCAGGCAGGAGGUACUAUGGUGGAGCUGAGGUGGUAGACCAGAUAGAGUUGUUGUGCCAGAAGAGAGCCCUGGAGGCCUUUGACCUGGACCCUGCCCUGUGGGGCGUGAACGUCCAGCCCUACUCUGGCUCUCCCGCCAACUUCGCUGCCUACACCGCUGUCCUCAACCCUCACGACCGCAUCAUGGGCCUGGACCUGCCUGACGGUGGACAUCUGACCCAUGGUUACAUGUCUGACACCAAGAGGAUAUCUGCUACCUCCAUCUAUUUUGAGUCCAUGCCCUACAAGCUCAAUCCUGCCACAGGGCUCAUUGACUAUGACCAGCUGGAGAUGACUGCCCGUCUCUUCCGGCCCAAGUUGAUCAUUGCAGGCACCAGCGCCUACGCUCGCCUCAUUGACUACGCUCGCAUCAAGAAGUUGUGUACGGAGGUGAAAGCCUACCUGCUGGCUGACAUGGCCCACAUCAGUGGUCUGGUGGCUGCGAAGGCUGUCCCCUCGCCAUUCAAGUAUGCUGACAUGGUCACCUCCACAACACACAAGUCCCUCCGAGGAGCCAGGGCUGGUCUGAUCUUCUACCGUAAGGGCGUGCGUUCUGUGGACAAGAAGGGGAAGGAGAUCCAAUAUGACCUGGAGGACCGGGUCAACUUCGCUGUGUUCCCCUCUCUUCAGGGGGGACCCCACAACCACGCCAUCGCCGGGGUGGCUGUCGCUCUCAAACAGGCCCAGACGCCGAUGUUCAGAGAGUACAUUGGCCAGGUGAUGCGUAACUCCAAGGCCAUGGCUGAGGCCCUACUGAGCAAAGGAUACACCCUGGUGUCAGGGGGGACGGAGAACCAUCUGGUGCUGGUGGACCUGAGGCCAAAGGGCAUCGAUGGAGCCAGAGCAGAGAGAGUUCUGGAGCUGGUGUCCAUCACAGCCAACAAGAACACCUGUCCCGGGGACAAGAGUGCCCUGGCGCCUGGGGGCCUCCGGCUAGGUGCCCCGGCGCUGACCUCCAGACAGUUCAAGGAGACGGACUUUGUCCAGGUGGUGGAGUUCAUGGAUGAAGGCUUUAAGAUCGCCCUGGACGUCAAGAAGAAGACUGGGAAACUUGCAGACUUUAAGAACUUCUUGUUGGAGGAUCCAGAGACGGUCUCUCGCAUGGCAGAGCUGAAGAAACGAGUGGAGGCCUUCGCACGUCCCUUCCCCAUGCCCGGCUUCGAGGAUCACUAGGCCCUCCACACACACACAGGGAGAGGGAGGGAGGGAGAGAGAGCAGGGAGAGGGAGGGAGGGAGAGAGAGCAGGGAGAGGGAGGGAGGG
Messenger RNA from Oncorhynchus kisutch (coho salmon), 1726 nucleotides. It is a transcript of the gene shmt2, whose product is annotated as serine hydroxymethyltransferase 2 (mitochondrial). Lineage: Eukaryota; Metazoa; Chordata; Actinopteri; Salmoniformes; Salmonidae. Gene Ontology annotation, biological process: tetrahydrofolate interconversion. The transcript has 12 exons. Gene Ontology annotation, molecular function: pyridoxal phosphate binding; glycine hydroxymethyltransferase activity. The record is from RefSeq and is a predicted model, not a curated record. Bases 126 to 1637 code for a protein of 503 amino acids. Gene Ontology annotation, cellular component: mitochondrion; cytoplasm.